Linnemannia hyalina is the source of this 387-nucleotide messenger RNA. NCBI's taxonomy places the organism in Eukaryota, Fungi, Mortierellomycota, Mortierellomycetes, Mortierellales, Mortierellaceae. The record is from the annotation of a GenBank genome assembly.
AUGUCAUACUCACGACAAGAAGAAAACGGAAAAGACACCCUCCACUUCCUCGAACCCUCCCCCUCCCCCUCCUCCUCCUCCACUUCUUCAAUCCCAUCAAACCAAUCAGCAGCAUACGACCCCGAAACCGGCGAGUUCAACUGGGACUGCCCCUGUCUCGGCGGGAUGGCCCAAGGCCCUUGUGGUGACACCUUCAAAGAAGCCUUCUCCUGCUUUGUUCUUUCGGAAGCCGAGACCAAGGGGUCUGAUUGUUUGGAAAAGUUUACGGCCAUGAAUGAUUGUUUCCGGGCCAAUGGGUAUUAUGAUGGCGAGGAUGAGGAGGACGAUGAUGUGGAGGUAGAGGGGAAGGAGGACGAGAGCGAGAAACAAGAGACUAGGAACGUUUAG